Trichomonas vaginalis G3 is the source of this 341-nucleotide messenger RNA. RefSeq names its product protein of unknown function, DUF4106 family. Lineage: Eukaryota; Parabasalia; Trichomonadida; Trichomonadidae. The transcript has a single exon. The record is from RefSeq and is a predicted model, not a curated record. The annotation marks the transcript as partial.
AUGGAACAAGAUGUUGUAAAUUUGAAAAACCAUACUACUCAAUAUAAAGUACUGAAAGAUGAAGAGAUAAAACAAAAAGCCCUGAAGACAUAUAUGGAUAGCGAUGAGUAUAAAAAAGAAGUUGAAGCAAAUGUAAAGGCAGAAAAACUUUUACAGUUGCAAAACCAAACCGUACAGUAUGAAAACUUAGCACAAGAAAGUAAAAAUAACGACGCGGCUAUGCAAAAGGCAAUGAAAAGCGCAGAAUAUAUAAAAGCUAACAAUGACUGGUUAGAUGCCCAAGCCAACGCUAAAGCAGCCCAACUUAUAGGGUCAAUAAGGACAAAAAUACAAGCGGAUGA